This is a messenger RNA of Entamoeba nuttalli P19, 573 nucleotides long. RefSeq lists its product as hypothetical. The transcript is spliced from 2 exons. Bases 1 to 573 code for a protein of 190 amino acids. The record is from RefSeq and is a predicted model, not a curated record. Lineage: Eukaryota; Evosea; Mastigamoebida; Endamoebidae.
AUGCAAUUACCAAACGCCAGUUUAGUAAGUGAAUUUUUAUUAAAUUAUGGAUUUGCAUUUUUCAGUAUUUGUAUUGCUGAAUUAGGAUGUUUUGGAUGUUUAAUGUAUAUGUUUGGAGUAUUAUGUGAUAGAAAUCCAGGAGUAGCCAAAGGAAUAACAAUAUUUGUCUGGAUAUUGACAUUCAUCCAAUCAUUUUUAUUUUUUAUGACAUAUCCAAUCUACUUACCGUUGUUGGCAAUUUUCCAACAUUUAGUUAGUAUUUUCUUAGUUAUAAAAAUUCCAACUAUCGUUAUACUUUCAACUCAAUUUUAUAUUGUAGCAGUUUCGUCUGGAAUAUCACAACUUGUGAUAUGUUAUUUAUUCAUUUUUGGUUCUUAUCAACUUCAUGAAUUUAUUUUAGUUGUUAUAACUUUCCAGGCUGUUUCCAUUCUCUUACUUUCUUCAGUCCAACUCAAUGGUGAACGUUUUGUUUCAAAUGAAUUAUCUCAAUCAUAUAACAUCAUGACUAAUCUUGCACAAAAAGUCGCUAAAUGGUUAAGUAUUAAAGGAGGGGUUUUAUACAAGAAAAAUUAA